This is a messenger RNA of Ananas comosus (pineapple), 1090 nucleotides long. RefSeq lists its product as uncharacterized. The record is from RefSeq and is a predicted model, not a curated record. Bases 163 to 708 code for a protein of 181 amino acids. The transcript is spliced from 2 exons. NCBI's taxonomy places the organism in Eukaryota, Viridiplantae, Streptophyta, Magnoliopsida, Poales, Bromeliaceae.
GAGAGAGAGAGAGAGAGAGAGAGAGAGAGCGAGAAAUAAAAUUAAAUAAAGAGAAGAGUCUAAAGAGGGGUUAUUAGGUGAAACCCUCUCACCUCGCCUCGUUCUUUUGUCGUCGUCGUCGUCGUCGUCGUAGAUCUCGCGAGAGGAGUGAGGAGGUCGAGCAUGGCGAAUGGGGCGGUGAUCCUGCGGAGAUCGGCGGCGGCGGUGGUGGAGCGCGCGGCGGCGGGAGCGCGGUCGACCGCGGCGCCCCCGGACGCGGAGGCCGCGGCGGUGCGCGCGGUGCGCAACGUCGGGUCGUUCCGGGUGCACUACGCGGCGCUCCUCUGGGGCCUCCUCCUCGCGUCCCUCGCGCCGCGCCACCGCGCCUCCAUGCUCUUCCUCAUGGCCGCGUCCAAGCUCGUCCUCGCCUACGGGGUCCUCCUCCGCGUCUUCCCCAACUCGGCACUCCUCCGCCGCGUCCUCGACCGCAGGCUCGUCCUCGGCCUCUUCCUCCUCGCCGUCCUCCUCGAGCUCGCCGCCACCGACGCCCUCGGCUGCCUCUUCGCCGCCAUGGCCCUGGGGCUCCCCAUCGUCCUCCUCCACGCCGUCUUCAGGGUCAGGGACGACCUCUUGCUCGCCGAGGAGGGCUCCGCCGCCGCCGCGGCGAACGGCGGAGACACGCCGGAGAAGAAGGAGGAGGGGGAUCUCGAAUCGGGGCCCUCGCGGUGACGACGAUCGCGCGAUCCCCACCGUUGCAUACUAGGAUAAAAAGAGAAAUACGUUAACCAGGAUUUACUUGGGAGGGAAAAGAGGACCUAAAUUGAGAACUAGAAAGGGGCGAUAGGGCAUUAGCAUGAUAAGGUUCUUCUGAGUUUGCUUCAUCAAAUUGAUUUGUGUACGGUUUCUAAUUGUUCAUGUGGAGAUUGAAAUAGUAGGAAAUGGGAGUUCCCUGCUCCUGAUUCAGUUAUGCAAUGUAGCAACUUUGUGGGAUUUAUUUAUUUAUUUAUUUUUGGUUAAUAUGCAAAAAGAAUUUGCAAGUGUAAUGUGAAUGGUUGUCAAAGUGGAAAACAGGAAAAGCUUAUAGCUGUGUGCGAUUUGAUCUUGGUUUUAA